CUGGCGGGGUGGGCCGGCAAAGGAGCCGGUAGUGGCGCUCUCCAGUGUAGGCGCAGAGCUCAGCGGCCGCGCUCGCAGGGAAGGAGCCGGCGCCCAGGCGGUUCUGCCCCGGAGGGGACCGCGGCUGCAGCCGGCCUCGGGCAAGGCGGGGCGGGCGCAGCGAGGGGAGGGCGGCAGCCCCCGGCGCUGCCUCGCGGCGGAAGUGGCCAGAGGAGGAAAUUCCCACUCGGCUGCCGGCUACAGCCAGUAUCCCGCGGCGGCAGCUCUCCAGCGCCCGGGCCAGGAGCCGCUGCCGGGGAUGUGAAGGCGCCCAACCCCCGGAUCAUGGCCAGCCCAGGAGCCCCUGGGGGAUGCGACGUGCUGAUUGUGUAUGCCAGGGAUGCCAGUGAAUGGUGUCAGUACCUUCAGAACCUCUUCUUCUCGUGCCGGCAAGUCCGAAAGCAGCGGGUUCUGAGCUACGAAGUGGAGUACGGGGCUGCCAUUCCCUGGGAGGAGUUUGACCGAUUCAGCAGCAGCCGAUGCAUCAUUGUGUUGCUGUCUGCCGAGCUGGUGCAGAACUUUUACCUCUCUGAUGUCCUUGGGAGCCUGCAGGAAGCUUUGAGGCCCCCGCACAAAGUGGUCAAGCUGUUCUGCGGAGUGGAGGAUUGUGAUGACUAUUUAGGGUUUUUCAAGGACUGGGCCCAGUGGAAAGAGCUCACCUAUGAUGAUGAGCCAGAUGCCUACAUUGCAACAGUCAAGAAGGCUAUUUCAGAAGACUCUGGCUGCGAUUCUGUGACUGAUACAGAGGCAGAAGACGAGAGAAACCCAGUUUACUCCAGGAAACUUGCAAUGAGUCAGCAGCACGGGACAUCCAAGAGCACCCUGGGAGACCUGGUGGUGCAGCCUGACCGCAUACGCUGUGGGGUGCAGACAACACUUUAUAUUAUCAUGAAAUGUAAACUGGAUUGUCAAGUGAAAACAGAAGCUGAAUUCUUUCCAGAGAAUGCCCAAUCUGUGCGUGUGCCAGCCAAGAUGGAAAAUGAAUACACUGUCUCUGUACAGGCUCCUGACUUAACAUCUGGAGCAGCAUCUCUGCGGCUAUAUUCAGGUGACUUGAUGGUGGGGGAAGCGAACAUCAGCUACUACACUGACAUGGAAGAGAUCGGCAACUUGUUGGCCAAUGCAGCUAAUCCAGUGGAGUUCAUGUGCCAGGCCUUUAAAAUAGUACCAUAUAACAUAGAAGCUCUGGACAAACUGUUGACUGAGUCAUUGAAGAACAACAUUCCUGCAAGUGGCUUGCACCUGUUUGGAAUCAACCAGCUGGAGGAAGAAGAUAUGACAACAAAUCAGAGGGACGAAGAGCUGCCGACGCUACUUCACUUUGCUGCAAAAUAUGGUCUGAAGAACCUCACAGCCCUGCUGCUUACUUGCCCAGGAGCCCUGCAAGCCUACAGCGUAGCCAACAAGUAUGGGUACUACCCAAACAACAUUGCCGAAAACCAUGGCUUUAAGGACCUGCGGCAGUUCAUUGAUGAAUACGUGGAAACUGCUGAUAUGCUGAAGAGUCACAUUAAGGAGGAGCUGAUGCAGGGCGAGGAAGAUGACUCUGUUUAUGAGUCCAUGGCUCACCUCUCCACCGACCUGCUGAUGAAAUGCUCCCUGAAUCCUGGCUGUGAUGAUGAGCUCUAUGAAUCCAUGGCCAACUUUGCCCCUGAUGCCACAGACGAUCUGUAUGUAGAGAUGCUUCAGUCAAAACCCGAAGCCACAGUCGCUAAAGACCAGCUUUCUCUGAAUAUAAAAGACUCUAUGAUCCGCAAAUUUUUAGAAGGCAGUAGCAAAGAUGUGCCAGAUUCAGAGGAUGAUCCCUACCAGCAGUGCGGUGAGGAUGAACUUUACUACACUGUGGAGCAGGAUGACUUCCCUCAGGAAAUGGUCAACAGACCUCCAGUUCCUGUUCCGAGGCCUGACUCCAGCUCCCUUCAUCAAGAGAAGGAGCUGUACAUUUCCAAAGUAUUUGCAGGGAAAGCUCACGAAAGACCUGGGAAUCUGUAUGUCUCUGCAGGGAAGAUUAAGAAAGAGCCUGCAGUCAGGCUUGUCAGGGACCAGUCACAAUCAAGCAUAUACGACCCAUUCGCUGGGAUGAAAACGCCAGGUCAGCGGCAGUUAAUUACGCUACAGGAACAAGUCAAGAUGGGGAUACUCAAUGUUGAUGAAGCCGUGCUCCAUUUUAAGGAGUGGCAACUGAACCAGAAGAAGAGAUCGGAAUCAUUCCGGUUCCAACAGGAAAAUCUGAAACGGCUACGAGACAGCAUUACCCGGAGGCAAAUUGAGAAGCAAAAAACGGGAAAACGUUCAGACUUGGAAAUCACGGUGCCUAUACGACCGUCUCACAAUGCUCCCGGGAAACUGGAGUGUGGCAUUUAUGAAUUUGGCCCCAGGAAAACUGUUUUCCCACCAAGAAAGGAGAUAAAGCGAGGAGAGUGGAAAACAGAAAGCACCUCUAGCACUGCAAGUAGUGCCAGUAACCGAUCGAGUACUCGAAGUACAUUGAGUGUCAGUAGUGGGAUGGAAGGUGACAACGAGGAUAAUGAAAUCCUGGAAGCUACCAGAAGCCGCAGCCCAAUACCCCAGCAAGUGGAGAGGUUUCCCCUCACGCUACCUGAAAGGCCUCCGAGAAUACCUCCCCGAGGUGCAAGCAGGCCUGUAAGCAGCGAAAACUUUUUUCCUCCACCUGUGCCCCCACGAGGUCGCUGAAUCCUGAGAUCAUUGGAAUAUGGGAUAUUCUAGUGUGUAUGUGUACAGAUAUAUAUAUAUAUAUAUAUAUAUAUACACAGACACAUUUUAAAGGAUCUUUUUUACUAUUUAUAGAUGGAAGCCAGAUGAUUUCCCCCUCCCUGCCCCCCCAGCUCUGGUGCAUUUUGUAGUAACAUUUCACUGAGAAAUCUCCCAGCCUUUUGUGACUUUUUUUUUCUUGGAGUGUCUUGGGACUUCUAGAUUUUAAGGAAAAACUAUCCAAGGUGGCAAAGAGAAUUUGGAUGAGUCUUCUGACUGUCUUACACCUCAUAUGGGGUUACGCCUCCCACCAAGAACAUGCUGUCCUCAUUGGAACCCUACACUCAGAGAGUUGUAAAAACAACUAAAGAGAGUCACUGGAAAAUGUAAAAAAUAUAUAUAUAUUUUUUAAAAGCUCCUUUCAGAGUCUGUCUUCAAAGAAUGCUCAUCAUGAGCUGCAUCGGAAGAGUGGAUCUCAGUAGUUUGGUGGUGUAACAUUUGGACACUGGCUCGUUCCCACCAAAUCUCCUGUAACGGAUCUUCCUUUAAUAGUUAUUGGACAUGAUGGUUUUGCAAAAAGGGCUUUGUGAAGACUUCCAUAUUCAAGCAAAAGUCGUUUUUAUACAGCCCUUUUCUCUGCCCACCCCAUUGUCUUUGGAUGGGGAAAGACACUAGCGAGGUGCUAUAUACACUGCAUUGGAUGCAAGACUCCCUAACAGCUGGUGAGGGAAUUGCUCUGUCACAUGAAACAGCUCUAUAUAGAUGCUUUCUAGGGGCCUUGUUACUUUAAAUCCAAAUAGCUGACCUCUUGUAUUAGGGGAAGAAAUUUUUAGCAGUCCUUUGACCUUCCCCCUUCCCUGUACACAUUUGAGUAUCAUAUCUGUGUUAAGGCUGUUUAUGCUUUGUAAUAGCGUGUGUUGAUAAGGUGUAUGUAUUUUGUGGCUCAAAUAUGGAUUUAAUUGUUGCUUACUUCACUGGGCACAGACAUCCCGUUCAGUGGUUGGGUUUUGUUUGCCCUAAGCAUCCUGUUUAGCAAAACUGCACCUACAGCAGCCGUGUCCAACCAAAUCCACCUGAGGGCUGUGUGUUUUCAAAAAGGUCAAAGGGCUUCUUAGUUCUGCUCCCCCUUGUGCCACUCAGAUGGCACAAGGAGCAAAAACCAUUGCUAAGUCCUCAUCACAGAGAGUUGGGGUAGCUGGCUUUCAGGCCUGGGGUGAGGAGAACAUGGAGCUCCAGCAAUCCCUGGCUGACAUGGCUCACAGGGGACCUUUGAUGGCUGGCACAAGUUAGAGGCUACUCUGCCCCUGCCCAGGGUAGAGAAUUGGGUAACAAUAACUUGUUGGUUCUCAGCUUCUCUUUUCCCUUCCCUCCCUGUGGUAGCUGUGUGGGGGAGAGGAGCCAUCCCUUUUUAGCUGAACCCAGCCCUCUAGGCUCAGAGAGAGCUCAGGUAAGCAGGCAACAGAGCAACCAGAGUUGCAGCUCCCCAUCCCUUGCAAUACAGCAAGUGGCCAGUGGAGGGAGUUGCUGAAGAAGUAAUCCACGGGGUGUCCCCUACUGUUGCUUUGUAGAGAUGUGGGUCAUUCAAACAGUUCAGGGUGGCACUUGUGAAAUGCAUCUUCAGUUCACAAUCAAGUGCAAACUCUCUUUUCAGUGCAGCUCUAUGUGGCUCAGAAGCUCGUCCCUUCCACCAUCAGAAGCUGCUCCAAUAAACAAUAUUACCUCACCCUCCUCAUCUCUCUCAUAUCCUGCGACCCACAAGGCUACAAUGACACUGCAAGCAAGCACCAUGGAUGCUCCUUUAAAAGUACAUGAGUGUUCUCCUCCACUAACCAGGUGUUACUCAGAACACUACAGGCUCUGAAUGCUGGCUUGCCGUAGCUUGCUGGUGACUCGCUUUAGUCGGGGGGAAGGGUUGAGAUCCAGAGAGCAGGAGUUGGGUUUGUGUCCCUUUCCCUAGCGGGCGCAGUCCCCAGCACUUUUCCAUUGAACUGAAAAAAGUUUCUUCACCUAAUCGAGGAGAAAAUGAAACUACAAAUGAAAGGAAUGAGUUAAAGGAAAUAAAACUGAAGAGGAGAGUUAAUUCAGGGGCCAAA
Molecule: messenger RNA, 4844 nt
Organism: Chrysemys picta bellii (western painted turtle)
Lineage: Eukaryota; Metazoa; Chordata; Testudines; Emydidae
Gene: PIK3AP1
Product: phosphoinositide-3-kinase adaptor protein 1
Biological process (GO): signal transduction
Cellular component (GO): cytosol
Molecular function (GO): signaling receptor binding; phosphatidylinositol 3-kinase regulatory subunit binding
Source: RefSeq, a predicted model, not a curated record